AUUUACACCAUCUAACUCUGAAGACCAAUGGAAUCAUCAUACGAGUAAUAAUAAAAUUAAACCUCCUGUGAAGAAACUGCAGAGAGUGAGAGAACCACAUACCAAAGAAGAAAGAGAGGAAAAUGAUAGCGAGAACCCACCUUUCGCAAAUGAACACAUACGACCUUCAAAUCGGCGGCGUGGAAGUCAAGACUCGAGUGGUCGACGACGUAAUGCUUGUGGAGGCAGCCCUGGCAGAGCUGGGGGUCGGCGGCGACGGCGGAGCACAUCCCAUCGUUGGGGUGGACGUGAAGGUAUCCUCGAAUCUGUUCGGAAGGGGCAGAAGAUGCGAUCUGUUGAUCCUAUGCACCAGAUCCAACUGCCUAAUCCUGCAAUUGGAUUGCAUGAGACGCUAUAAAUGUAUCUCUCGAAUAGUGACUACGUUCCUGAGUUUGAAGGAUGUUUCUUUUGUGUGUCCCAAUGGAUUUAAAAAGAGGACCCGGGGUCUGCCAUUGUUUCCUCACGCUGAUGAAUUUUUGGUGACAUCUGGCUGCUGUGGGCAUAAAAGGCGCCCGAUCUGGUUUUACUGCUCGGAGAUUGGGGCCGUUGAGGUCGGUGAUUACGCUGCAAGGGCUCUGAAAAACCCCAAGCUUCUCAAGUGUGAAUCGUCCCAGAAACUGGGAGAGGAAGCCGGGGUGGACCUCACUACUGGUAAUUCAGCAAAACAGCGACCAAAGUGGGAUUCUAAAGUUUUUUCCGAGGAGGAAGUUCUCUUUGUUAUGCAUGAUGCUGCCGCCUCCUACCGGAUUGUCCACAAGCUCCUCCAUGAAAAAUAAUUAAAUAAAUCAUCUCAAUCUUAUUGGUCUUUGUUCAUCCACUAGUUUCAACUACGUACUCCGUAAGUUUUCAAGUGAUUGGCUGCACUGCAAUCGCUUAUUUUAUUAGAGCCCGUUUGGUAGCACGAAAAUCGGCUGUUUUGGCUGAUUCUGCUGAAAUUUAUGAAAUUCUGGCUGAAGUGGCUGUUUUGGCCGAUUCUGCUGAUUCAAGAAAAAAAUAUUUUAAAAAUAUAUUUUAUCAAUAAAUUAUAGAAAAAAUUACAUGUAAAAAUAGCUAAAAUAGUCCUCUACAGUAACUUCAGCCAAUACAGCCAGAAAAGUAACUCCAACCUUACUUUUUUUGCUUAUUACACAAUUCAGCACACAAAAGUAAAAGUUACGUGUUUGGUGAAAAAGCUGGCUGAUAAGCCUGAUAAGCCGAAAAAAGAGGUCUCCAAACGGGCUCUUAUUGUUAAUGUCAUUGUUAUUGUUAUUUAUAUUGUUAUUGUUAUUGUGGUUCUUUA
This is a messenger RNA of Cuscuta epithymum, 1318 nucleotides long. The record is from the annotation of a GenBank genome assembly. NCBI's taxonomy places the organism in Eukaryota, Viridiplantae, Streptophyta, Magnoliopsida, Solanales, Convolvulaceae.